Messenger RNA from Scutellospora calospora, 1235 nucleotides. The record is from the annotation of a GenBank genome assembly. NCBI's taxonomy places the organism in Eukaryota, Fungi, Glomeromycota, Glomeromycetes, Diversisporales, Gigasporaceae.
AAUCAAAUGAAAAUAUUGGCACUUGGGAAACAUUAUAUAAGAAUGUACUAGCUCAAUUUAAUAUAAAUAGAUUCGAACCAGAACCAUCUCCGUUACAAAUAGAACUACAGACAGAUGUACAGAUCUUUGAAAGUGAUUUGGUCAUUGAUCUUAAUAAAUUGUUUGAAAAGCCUAAGAAUGAAAUUAAUGCACAAAUUAUUCGUAUUUAUAGCGAUGUAGUUCAACUUUCAGAUAAUCUAGAAAUUCAAAUGUUGGGAAAUCAUGGCAUUAUUUUAAUAGUUGCAAGACGAUUUGAAGUCAAACAAGGUUGUCAAAUCUUUAUUAAAUACAAUGAAGAAAAUCAUUUUCAAUUAUUGGUAUAUACUAUGGAGAUGCCAUCAGAUCUUAUUAUUAAAAACGAAGAUAAGGAUCCACUAAAAUUUAAAGUUAAUAGUCCAAACUUUGGUGGAUUGAUUUCUCUACAUAGUGGAGAAUUUAAAGAUAUACCUGAUUUCGCUAGUAUAAUUCUUCAAAAAAAGCCGUUCACUAAAAUAUUGCGAUUUUCUCUACAAAUUGCGAUCGCUCUAUUUUAUCAUAACCCCGAUAUUACACGUUCAAUUCUCACAUGGAUUAUUAAAACAAAUGAGCAAUUGAAAGACAGCGAGGAAAAAGAAUUUGAAAUAACAAAAAGGUUAUAUUAUCAUGCAUUAAGAAUGCUUGAACAUCUUAAUGCCUUCAUUAAAAGAAAUAAUGGUGAUUUUACUUUUGUUCCGCGACUUAAUAUGGAAAAUUACAAAAAUCAUAUCUAUCAGUUGAUGAUAUUUGCAAAAGGUUAUGAAAUCGAAUAUAAGGAUGUUCUAAAACAAGAUAAUAUUAAUAAACAAAAGGUAGAAAAUUUAAUCAAUAAGCUACUGGACCAUAAUGAUAGAACCAAAAUGCUUCAAAUUUUAGAAGAAAAAGAAAGUAAGCGAUCUGAAUUGGCACAUAAUUUAAUGGAAGAAACUGAAAAUAUGCUUCAGGGGCUUAAAGAAGGAAUUGAUGAUUGGCUGGAAGAACGAAAACAUGCCGCACAAAAGGAGUUAUUUUUCGCUAUUCUUGAUUUAUCUUUGAGUGUUGGUAAAAUUGUUAUCCAAACUGGCAACGUACAUAGUUUCGUCGAUGCUAUUGUAAAAGUAUCCAAGUCUGUUCAAGAUGUCUUAAAAAAUUUUAACAUAGAAAACAUUAAAAAAUUGGCCAAUAUAACUCAUGACGAAGAU